AUGGCAGAUAUUUUCUUUCUCCAUGUCAGAGUCCAGCAGAAGAAUGAAAAUGUCUACUUCUUCACUCGUAAUACUUAUGAAUCUAUGAACCAGAUGCUCUCGCCUCAACUCUCUCCGGAAACCACCUUCCACGUACAACGUUCUUCCUCACUAGGUAUGCUUUCCAAGCUACCAUUCAUUGUGUUUGGAGGGAAAGAAACACUUCCGCUGGGUGCUGCUCCUGCUCAGGGUCGUGAUGACCUAUAUGUGGGGUUACUGACACAAAUGUUGGCACGUUUUUCGCCAGCGGUUCCACAUGGGGCUCUGGGAGUACCUCCAGUGGCAGAGGCGCAGCAGAGGGCUGCGGUUGUGGGUCUUCCGCCUUAUCUAGAGAUGAUGGGGCACAUGCAGAGGAUAGCUACGCCGUUCGUUGAGGGCAGAGCUGAGCUAGAGAAGGCAGACGAGUGGCGUUUAAGACUGGAGCAGAACUUCCGGUCUAUCAGAUGUCCAUUGGAGUACCAGGUCGAGUUGGUAGUCCACUAUCUGAGUGGUGAUGCUCAUUUGUGGUGGCGAGCCAUUGAGGGACGGAGGGCAGUGUGGACUUGGGGCGAAUUCCUUGAGGAGUUCAAUGCCAAGUACUUUUCUCAGGAGGCGCGAGACCGUCUGCAUAUAGGGUGA
Messenger RNA from Microthlaspi erraticum, 657 nucleotides. Lineage: Eukaryota; Viridiplantae; Streptophyta; Magnoliopsida; Brassicales; Brassicaceae. The record is from the annotation of a GenBank genome assembly.